Messenger RNA from Centruroides sculpturatus (bark scorpion), 5211 nucleotides. Its product is annotated as protein KIAA0556-like. The record is from RefSeq and is a predicted model, not a curated record. The transcript has 32 exons. NCBI's taxonomy places the organism in Eukaryota, Metazoa, Arthropoda, Arachnida, Scorpiones, Buthidae. Bases 1 to 4203 code for a protein of 1400 amino acids.
AUGGCGGUUAAAAUCAAGCUUAUAGUUGAGAGCAAAGAAAUAUGUUUAACUGUCGAAAUAAAAGAUGAAGUCAUACCACACUAUGGUCAGCAUUUUUGUAAAUUUAAUUUACAAGGAAAAAAUUGGAAAUUUCAAUCUUCUAAUAAUAUGACUGAAUCAGAAAACACAGUAGCUGUUGAUUUCCAAGAAUAUGAUUUAUCAACUACAUCUGAUAUGUUUUCAGAUAUAACAGAUGCCGAGGUUAAAAAGCAAUCAAAUAAUAUUUAUGGGAAGCAUAAAAUGAAUGAAGAUUGUGACUCUUGUAAAGGCAAUGCCAAAGAUAAUGAUCCCAUUUGUGCCCAGAUAUCUUCAGUACAGUCAAUUUCAGAAAGCGAACAUGAAAACAUUUUGCCUUUAAUGUUCGAUAUAUCACAAUUUUCUUCAGAUUGCAAUACUGAUAAAUUAUUUAAUAGAGAUUUGGAGACUCCAAAUUAUAAUUCAUUUAGUUCAGAUUCGUGUGAAGUUCCCUCAAAAUUAUCACAAUGCAAAAGAGCUUGGAUGGUAGAUAAUGCAUGUGCAGAAAUAACUAGUGAUGAAUCAGACUUGAAAUUUGAAAAUGAAAUUUUUAAAAAUCAAGAGGCUUGUAAUUUCGAACAUAGAAGAAGUUCUAAUGAAUUAUAUGUUGUUGAUGAAAAGGAAGAAUAUGAGAAUACUGAACAUCAAAUGCUAAAUGAAGAUUUAAUUAAAAAAAUUGUUAAUCAUAUCAUUACAAUGGAUCCAAGGAAACAAAAUACUCUUCUUAAGGUAUUGGGCAUAAUUGAAAACUCUGCUGCUGAUGAUGCACCACAUGAUUCUUCUUUGAAAGAACUUCAACAAGAUUCUAAUCAUCAAAAUGACAUAUCAACUCAGUCUUCCAUGGCAGGAGUAAGAGAAAGGCGUCCUUUUCAAUCUGCUAAUUUUAAAAAGCAGGAUUUAAACAUUCGAACAGAUAAUUCAAGUUUUCAUAAUUUGUCACAAUCAUCAACAGCAAUUUCCAUAACAUUUGAAUUGUUAAGUAAUUAUGGCCAUCCAAAGAGAAUUGGUUUAACAGAGGUUGAAUUUUUGAAUCCAUUAGGUGAUAGACUUGAAGCAAGUGUUGCAGGUUCAAGAGUGAAUGAUGUAGCAGGAGAAUUAUCUAAUAUUUUGAAUGGAAGAACAAAGAUAACAAAUCAGGAUGAUAUGUGGAGCUGUGAAUUCCCAGAAAAAUCUUUGAUAUCACUUGUAUUUACUAUACAUUUACCUGUAACAAAUCAAAAAAAUGCAAAUAAUUCAUAUGUUUCUGCUAUAAGAAUAUGGAAUUAUAAUAAAGAUGUAAAGGAACUAAAUGUUGGUGUUCAAAGAGCAAAAAUAAUCAUUGGAGAUACUGUAAUAUUUGAUGGUGAAUUUCAGCAGGGAUGUGGGAAUGAAUCACAUGAUUAUAGUCAGACUAUAUAUUUAGAUCCUUCAGUACAAUAUGCAUCUCGAUGUGGAUUAUUACAGAAAUCAAAACAUAAAGAUAAUACAAGGAAUUCUGGAAAGAAUGUAUCAUUAGAAUAUGGUUCUGAGGGCAUCAUUAAAACAAAAGAUAAUCUAAAAGAUGAAACAAAUUCUCUUGAAUGGUUGAGCAGUUCACCAUCUUUAGACAUAUCAAGAAUGAAUUCUCGAUCUUCAAGGAGGCAAGUGCAUUUUAGAAUUUUAAAAGAAAGAUUUAUUGGAAGAAGAUGGAGUGGUUUACAGGCUUCAAUGUACGUGUGGAGUACCGUAUUACUACGUUGGAGAAACGAAACGGAAACUAAAAGUGAGGAUGUCGGAACACUUGGCAGCAUAUUUUGGAUUGUCAGGCCAAUGAGUGAAAGUUUGGGUAGAAAACCAAAGUGGUAUGAGGAUUUACAACAGAAACCACCAUUAUUAAAUUCAAGAACCAAUUCUGUUGAAAAACCUACUUGGUUGUCUUCUAAAACAGAACUUCAAGAUAAUUACAGUGAAACAAGAAGCCAUAGUCAAACUAGCAGAAGAAAUAGUUUUGAAACAGUUGAUUUUCUUGAUUUCUCAAUAAACAAACCAGAAUCACCAAAUGAUUCAUUAUUUGAUGAUAAUGUGAAAACUCCAAGAGAAUUGUCUGCUCGAUUUGGAAGAAGAGCUCCAAAACCUGAUCAUGCAGAUUCAGGUUACAAAAGUGAGAGAGAAAGACCUCAGAGCAGAGUCAGCAUUAAUGAUAAUUCACAAUUAGAAGAUUAUUGGAUGUCACUACAUGUAUUUGAACAUUCACAUAAGGGCAGACUUAGUAUGUCUGUGGAUGCAGAAGGUAAUUUGGAUUUUAUCAUUCCUGAAUUACCCGAAGGUCAGAAUCUUACUCUGAAUAUUUUAACAACAUGGGGUGAUAAACAUUAUGUUGGUUUGAAUGGCAUUGAAAUCUUCUGUGAUAAUGGUCAUUUAGUAGAGGUUGAAAAGCUCUGGGCAGAUCCAGCCGACAUUAAUAUUCUACCAGAAUAUUCUUGCGAUCCACGCAUUAUUACAAAUUUAAUAGAUGGAGUAUACCGAACUCAUGAUGAUAUGCAUUUAUGGCUUGCACCUUUUACAAUGAACAGCAACCAUUAUAUUUAUAUGACAUUCAAACAACCUGUUAAAAUAGCUAUGAUUAGGAUAUGGAAUUACAAUAAAUCAAGAAUUCAUUCAUAUAGAGGUGCAAGACAUAUGGAAAUGAUUUUAGAUGGUCAACCAAUUUUUAAAGGUGAAAUAGCUCGUGCUUGUGGAGGAAUACAAGGAAGUACAGAAGCUUUUGGUGAUACUAUCCUAUUUACAACAGAUGAAGAAAUAUUGGAAGCAAUUUCUCAUCAUGAUAAUGCUUUCAAUGAUGAUAAUGACAUAACCACACCUAUUAAUUUGAUUGUAGAACGUCCUUGCACAUCGGAUCCUGAUUGCAGUAGUGAGAGACCAUUUACAGCAGCUAGUCCUAGUUAUCCUGUGGAAUCAAAAAAAUCUGUUGAUUCCUUACCUUAUCAGGAGAUUGAAAAAAAUGCAUAUUCUUGUACUUGUUUAUUAUUUACAUUAUUAUCGGGAUGGGGUGAUUAUUCAGACAUUGGUCUCACAGGUAUAGAACUGAUUGGGUGCAAUGGAAUUGAUAUGAUUCAUUUGUCACCCGAAAUGAUUCGUUUGUCAUCAAAUGAACCUUGUGAGAAACUCUCAAGACUCAUUGAUGGAAUUAAUGUUACUGUGAAUAAUGAACAUAUGUAUUUAUUUGAAUCCAAAGAAGAUCAUAUGCCUUGUUUCUUGAUCAGAUUUAAUAAUCCUGUAAUAAUAAGUGGCUUUCGUAUAUGGAAUUAUAAUGGAAGCACAGAUGAUGUCUAUAAAGGGGUUAAAUAUUUGUCUGUUAGUUUGGAUGGACAUUGUGUUUCACCUCCUGAAGGUUACUUGAUACGUAAAGGUCCAGGCAACUGUCAUUUUGAUUUUGCUCAAGAAAUAAGAUUCGAUAGCAUGGCCUCUCCUUGUAAUGUUGACUCAGCACAGAGUUUAUCUCCACGACCAAGAAAAAAUACAGAUGAUACUAUUUCAGACUAUGAAUCUCCAGUUAUGCCUCAUGGUUUCAUAUUUCAAUUACAACUCUUAUCCACAUGGGGCGAUGCAUAUUAUAUAGGUUUGAAUGGCUUAGAAAUGUAUGAUAUUAAUGGAAGAAAAAUAUCUCUGACAGAAAGUAAUAUAGCUGCCUAUCCCGAUAGCAUAAAUAUAUUAAAGGAUGUUAAUAAUGAUAUCCGAACACCAGAUAAGUUAAUUGACGGAAUUAAUGAUACAUUAGACGGAAGACACAUGUGGUUGGCACCUAUACUUCCUGGUGUGCUUACAAGAGUUUAUAUCAUUUUUGAUUAUCCCAUUACUAUAUCCAUGAUUAAAUUAUGGAAUUAUGCAAAAACGCCAACACGUGGAGUUAAAGAAUUUGGUCUAUUAAUAGAUGACCUGUUAGUUUAUAAUGGUGUGUUAGCACAAAUAUGUCCAGGAUUUGAAACUAUUCCUUAUCAUACCAUUUUGUUUACAACAGACAGAGAAAUUUUAAACAAAGAAAAAAAUACUGUUGUUAGGAACCAAGAUGUAGAUCAUUCUGUACAGUUAACAAAUAAAACUGAAUUACAUACAAAAGGAAGUGCUGAAAUUGCAGAUCAAGCUCUGAGGCCAACGACGGGUGUGGGACCAGCCUGUCGGAACAGGAGGUGAGAUUACUCUUUCCAGAAUCAAAGUACAAGUCAUCACUGUGAUAUAUCCUUGCACACGUGCCUCAAGUAGGACAUUGCACAACUUUUAGAAAAGAAGUGUGAUUUUAAAACAACACUAAAUAUUUAACAUCACUUUUGUACCUACAAAAUCAUGUUUUGUUACAAUAUGUAAAUUUUGUAUCUCACGUAAAUAAGCACUUGAAUUCUAUGUUGUUAAUAACUAGCAAGAUUUAAUACUUGCUAAAUUUAUUUUAUAUGUUACAAAACUAUUAUUUCUAGAAGAUUAAAAUAUUCUAUAAAUUCUUUUGUUUUGUCAAUUAUUUCUAGGGAAGAAGAUUGUGCUAUGAUUAUUAUGUAAACAAUAAAAUUUUUGUAAAAACUUGUGUGAUAUACAGUAAUUUCAUUACUAGAAAAGAUAUUGUAUUAAUACAGUAUUUUUCAACCUUUUAAUAGCAGUACCCCUACUUCUUUAUCAAUGUGGUUAUUGAAUUUUUCACACUAAUACAUGUCAUAGGUGAUGGAUGAUCAGUGACACCCAAGUACACCAUAGUGCACUGGUUGAAAAUCAUUGGUAUGAUAUAAUAAUGAGAAUAUGAUAAUUAUGUCAGCAAAUGAUCACUGUAAUAGACUAUCUGAAAUUAUAAUUUUAAUAAUGCAGAAUUUGAAAAUUUAUUAUCAGCAUCUGGGUUUUAUUACUACAUACAUUUACUGCAAAUUGUAAUCAGAUUGAAUCAAAAUUAUGACAUAAGAUUUUAAUAACUAAAAAAGAAUUAAAUCAUAAUUAGCAAGCACGUAGACAAUAUAUUUUAAUAAUGUCUAGAGCCAAGGACUCUCAAAUAUGCUGCUAAGAAAAUUUUAUAGUUAGGUCAAUUCUGUGUGAUUCUUUAAUCUAGGACUCUAGGAUUCACCAAGUAUCAAAAUUUCUGCUAUUUAGGACAGUUUUUGAGAAAUUCAUCUUGGAUAAUAGGAUUAUCCACAUUCCUUUGUGUUCAUGAUUUUAUUUCAAGAG